Messenger RNA from Cicer arietinum (chickpea), 2876 nucleotides. RefSeq names its product inducible nitrate reductase [NADH] 2. Gene Ontology annotation, molecular function: molybdenum ion binding; nitrate reductase (NADPH) activity; molybdopterin cofactor binding. Gene Ontology annotation, biological process: nitrate assimilation; sulfur compound metabolic process; nitric oxide biosynthetic process. The record is from RefSeq and is a predicted model, not a curated record. Lineage: Eukaryota; Viridiplantae; Streptophyta; Magnoliopsida; Fabales; Fabaceae.
ACCCAAGUCACAAUGCCUCUAUAUAAACUCCCCUUACUCCAUCCAUUUCUGCUCACAAAUCAACAUUCCAAGGCCAAUGAAAUAUCCUUUUGCAUUCUCUUGCUAAAAAUACCUUGAACAAAAUAAAACUAUACUAAUAAAUUUUCCUCAAUGUCGACUGCCAUUGACAAGCGUGGACCUUACACUGCCCUUGAUCAAUACGGCGUCGUUCACACCUUUAAUACAAAUCCGAAAACUCCACUACUAUUUGAUUACUCAAACGAAGAUGAAAAUAAUAAGUAUUUGAAAUUGAUGAAAGACAUAAUUUUAAAAGGAAAAUCCGAAGUAGAACCCUCAGUGUUAGAUCCUCGCGAUGAAGGAACUUCAGAUCACUGGAUCCAACGAAACGCAUCCUUAUUGCGUCUCACUGGAAAACACCCUUUCAACUCAGAGCCACCACUACAAACCCUCAUGCACCACGGUUUCAUAACCCCCGCUCAACUCCACUACGUUCGCAAUCACGGACCCGUUCCCAAGGCCCAAUGGGACGAUUGGACCGUCGAAGUAACGGGUCUCGUCAAACACCCGACCCAAUUCACAAUGGACCAACUAAUCCACGACUUCCCCAGCCGCGAAUUCCCUGUUACGCUCGUUUGUUCCGGAAAUCGCCGCAAGGAACAUAAUAUGGUGAAACAGACUAUUGGCUUUAACUGGGGCCCAUCUGCCACGUCAACUUCCUUGUGGCGCGGUGUACCGUUGAGGAAAGUGCUCAAGCGCUGUGGAAUCUUUAACCGUAACAGUGGGGCCCUCUUUGUUUGCUUCGAAGGCGCUGAAGAACUGCCAGGUGGCGGUGGAUCUAAAUACGGAACCAGUAUCAUGAGCGAGGUUGCACUUGAUCGCACCCGCGAUAUCAUUCUUGCUUAUUUGCAAAACGGUGAAGUUUUAGCUCCUGAUCAUGGUUAUCCUGUACGAGUGAUUGUACCUGGUUUCACUGCAGGACGCAUGGUGAAAUGGUUGAAGCGAAUUAUUGUGACAACCAAAGAAUCUGAUAGCUAUUAUCAUUAUCAUGAUAACAGAACACUUCCCUCUCAUGUUGAUGCUGAGCUUGCCAAUGCAGAAGCGUGGUUCUACAAGCCGGAGUAUAUUAUCUACGAGUUGAACAUAAACUCCCUAAUAACCACGCCGUGCCAUGGUGAGAUAUUGCCCGUUAACUCAAACACUAUUCAGAGGCCUUAUAUACUAAGAGGCUAUGCAUAUUCGGGGGGUGGGAGAAAGGUGACAAGAGUUGAGGUGACGAUGGACGGAGGUGAAACUUGGCGGGUAUGCAGAUUGGAGCAUACAGAGAAACCGAACAAAUACGGUAAGCACUGGUGUUGGUGCUUCUGGUCGUUGGAGGUUGAAGUUUUAGACUUGUUUGGAGCAAAAGAAAUUGCGGUGCGUGCGUGGGAUCUUGCUCUCAACACCCAGCCAGAGAAUCUCAAUUGGAAUCUUAUGGGCAUGAUGAACAACUGUUGGUUCAGAGUGAAAACAAACGUGUACAAACCUCAAAAGGGAGAGAUUGGCAUAAUGUUUGAGCACCCAACCCAACCAGGAAACCAAUCUGGUGGUUGGAUGGUCAAACAAAAAGAACAACCACUCCCAACCCCCAACAACAAUAUUAUUGUUUCUUCCUCACACCACACUACAACCUCAAAAAUAUACACCAUGUCUGAGGUGAAAAAACAUAACAACUCCGAAUCAGCUUGGAUUGUCGUUAACGGUCACAUCUACGAUUGCACCACCUACCUCAAAGACCAUCCUGGGGGUGUCGAUAGCAUUCUUAUCAACGCUGGCACUGAUUGUACAGAGGAAUUUGAAGCCAUCCAUUCUGAUAAAGCAAAGAAAAUGCUUAACGAUUACUUAAUCGGAGAGCUUCUUGUAACUGCCGACAUCAAUAACAAUAAUAGUGACGUCAUCAAGGAAGUUACAAAAAUUCAUAAUAAUAAUAUGGCUCUAAUUAACCCACGUGAGAAAAUUCCAUGUAAGCUAGUGUCAAAAAAAUCAAUCUCUCACAAUGUUAGAAUCUUCCGUUUUGCUUUACCUUAUGAGGACCAACUCUUGGGUUUACCAACUGGGAAGCACUUAUAUGUAUGUGCCACUAUUGAUGAGAAGCUUUGCAUGCGAGCUUUUACACCAACGAGCGGUGUAGAUGAAGUUGGAUAUUUUGAUCUAGUGGUUAAGAUUUAUUUCAAAGGGGUGCAUCCUAAGUUCCCUAACGGUGGAUUAAUGUCUCAACAUUUAGAUUCGUUGCCUAUUGGUUCGAGUUUGGAUUUUAAGGGCCCAUUGGGCCACAUAGAGUAUAUUGGUAAAGGAAAUUUUAUGGUUAGUGGGAAAAACAAAUUUGCAAAGAGGUUAGUUAUGUUGGCUGGUGGGACCGGGAUAACACCUAUUUACCAAGUGGUUCAAGCGAUUUUAAAAGAUGAAGAGGAUUUGACUGAAAUGUAUGUUGUGUAUGCUAAUAAAACUGAGGAUGAUAUAUUGUUGAGGGAAGAUCUUGAUGUGUGGGCUAAGAAGUAUGAAAGGUUCAAAGUGUGGUAUGUGGUGCAAGAAAGUAAAAGAGAAGGGUGGGAAUAUAGUGUGGGGUUCAUCACGGAAAGUAUGUUGAAGAAACAUGUUCCAGAAGCAUCGGUUGAUACGCUGGCAUUGGCAUGUGGCCCACCACCUAUGAUUCAGUUUGGGGUGAAGUUCAAUUUGGAGAAGUUAGGAUAUGAUAUCAAGAACAACUUGCUUUUGUUUUAGGGAUAUAGGUUCUAUAUAUGUAUACUUUAUUUGCGUACAUGAUUAAAUAAUUGUUUCAUUCCUAUGUAUUGUACUAUACUAAUAAUACACUCACGUCACUUUUUGUCUAUUCACAUGAA